AUGCCCGCCCACCCUGAUUCAGAUAUCCACCCAGAGGCCACCGGCCCCGCCAAGGCGCUGGUUGAAAAACAUCGGGCGGAACAGCCGCUGAAGUUGUAUGCGGGGUGGUUCUGUCCAUUUGUUCAACGCGUCUGGCUUGCCCUCGAGGAGAAGCAGAUCCCAUACCAGUACAUCGAAGUAAACCCAUACAACAAACCUGAUUCUCUUCUCACUCUCAAUCCCCGCGGCCUCGUUCCAACCCUCUCGUGCCCCACUGACCCGCAGCCUCAACCGCUCUAUGAGUCCACCGUGAUCUUGGAGUACCUGGAGGAGGCAUACCCGUCACACAAACCAAGCUUCCUUCCACAGGAUCCGUACGAGCGCGCCCGUGAGCGUAUCUGGAUCGACUACGUCACGUCGCGCAUCAUUCCGUCCUUCCAUCGCUUCCUGCAAUACCAGCCCGCCGAGGGUGGUGGUGCGGAAGACGAUGUGGGAUUGGACAAGGCACGGCAAGACUUUCUGGGCCACCUCAAAGCCUGGACAAAGGAGAUGCACCCCGAGGGGCCCUUCUUCCUUGGCUCCGAGGUGAGCUUGCCUGAUCUUGUGCUAGCACCGUGGGCAGUGCGACUGUGGGUAUUUGAUGCUUUUAAGAGCGGUGGGUUGGGGGUUCCUGCUGAAGGACGCGGUGGUUCUGACGAGGUAGUAUGGAGAAGGUGGAGAAAAUGGGUAUCUGCGCUUCAGAAACGGAAGAGUAUUCAGGAGACAACAAGUGAGAAGGAGUAUUAUCUGCCUAUCUACAAGCGGUAUGCGGAUAAUACCGCGCAGAGUGAACUGGCAAAGGCCACUAGGGCUGGCCGGGGUGUUCCAUAA
Molecule: messenger RNA, 849 nt
Organism: Penicillium canariense
Lineage: Eukaryota; Fungi; Ascomycota; Eurotiomycetes; Eurotiales; Aspergillaceae
Exons: 3
Coding region: 1-849 (282 amino acids)
Cellular component (GO): cytoplasm
Source: RefSeq, a predicted model, not a curated record